This is a messenger RNA of Haplochromis burtoni (Burton's mouthbrooder), 1013 nucleotides long. It is a transcript of the gene ormdl2, whose product is annotated as ORMDL sphingolipid biosynthesis regulator 2. NCBI's taxonomy places the organism in Eukaryota, Metazoa, Chordata, Actinopteri, Cichliformes, Cichlidae. The transcript is spliced from 4 exons. The record is from RefSeq and is a predicted model, not a curated record. The coding region runs from base 129 to 590 and encodes 153 amino acids. Gene Ontology annotation, biological process: ceramide metabolic process; intracellular sphingolipid homeostasis; negative regulation of ceramide biosynthetic process. Gene Ontology annotation, cellular component: endoplasmic reticulum membrane.
CACCUGUUUACCUGCCGUUGUUAAAGACAGGCUGGAGUUUUGACAGAGGAACCAGUCCAGCUCAAGCGAAGGCGGGGUUAAGAAGACAAAACAAGGAAUUUCCUGGUGAGCUACGACAACACAGGAAGAUGAAUGUGGGCGUCGCUCACAGCGAGGUAAAUCCCAACACACGGGUGAUGAACAGCAGAGGGAUAUGGCUUACCUAUCUGCUGCUCACUGUCGUCUUACACAUUGUCCUGCUCAGCAUCCCUUUCUUCACUGUCCCGCUGGUCUGGACACUAACUAACGUCAUCCACAAUCUGGUGAUGUACCUGUUUCUGCACACAGUGAAGGGCACUCCCUUUGAAACACCAGACCAAGGCAAAGCCCGUCUGCUCACACACUGGGAACAGAUGGAUUACGGCGUCCAGUUCACAUCUUCACGCAAAUUUCUUACCAUCUCACCAAUUGUUCUAUAUAUUCUUGCAAGUUUCUACACAAAAUACGAUCCUACGCAUUUCCUCAUCAACACGUGCUCGCUCCUUAGCGUCCUCCUCCCAAAGCUGCCUCAGUUUCAUGGAGUACGGAUAUUUGGGAUCAACAAGUACUGACACAACACUGGAUUUUAAACUUCAACACUGGACUGUUUCAAUUUUAGAGGCUGCAAAAGAAGAAAAUCUGUUUAAAUGGUCUGAACAUGUACACAUUGUUUGGAGUAUUACAUGAAAGUUGCUUGCAGCCUGGUGAAAGUAAAUGCACUGCUGCUGUUUAAUCAAAGUAAACGAUGACAUUCCCGAUGUAAAGGCCAGACAUGUUUGCUCUUGUCUUGGAGAAAGAGCAUAUUUAUAACUGCACUGCUUUCACAUGUAGCUUUUCUACAGAUGUUGGUUGUUGUCAUGAAUGUAAAUGAAUAUUUUUGAUUCAUGUUGCAAAUGGCACUUGAAAGUUUUCUUUUUCUUAAUUUACUAUGAAGGAUUAACAUGCAGCAUGCAUUUACAUGCCCAUAAUAAUAAUAAACAUUUUGCCAUGAUAAA